GUUCUUGGCGUUUGGAGUACAGAUUAUAUUCCUAAAGGAACGCGGUUUGGACCUCUGGUGGGCGAAAUAUACUACAAAGAUGAUGUUCCGACAAAUGCUAACAGAAAAUAUCUUUGGAGGGUUUAUAAUGCCUCCGCAUCAUUCUUUUACAUCGACGGAUAUAAUGUCAGCAAGUCUAACUGGAUGCGCUACGUAAAUCCAGCCUAUUCCAGUGAGAGUCAAAACCUUGUAGCCUGUCAAGUCAGACAACAGAUUUACUUUUAUACUAUAAAGCAGAUUGCUCCAAAGCAGGAGCUCUUGGUGUGGUACAGUAAAGAGUUCGCAAAUAGACUCAACUAUCCUUCAACGGGGGAACUAAUGUUUGAAACAAUCCAUCAUCAAUUGCAACUUGACAAGGAGCAGCAUUACAUCUCUCGAUCCCAUAAACCAAUACCAACAGAAGGCAGUACGCGUAGCGAUGAGGGUUACCAAAGCAACGGUGGCCAUGAUGACAUUUCCACUCAACAAGAAGAUAGUAGUGAUAUCGACAAUGAUAAUAACUAUGUUUUAGAUUUUAGUUUUAAGAGUGAGAAGAGAGAACGAGAGAGGGAAAUUCCUGGAGAAGAAAUAGUACAACAUCCCAAAGACAAAAGUGAAUUUAAAAAAGUAAAAAUCAAAAUGCCUAGGGCCUUUCACUACCGAAACAACAGCUACUCAGAGAAAAGGGAAAGAGAAAAUGAAAAGAAAAAAACAACGUUUUUAAAACCAAACCUUUGUAAUAUUAACAUUCAUGAUUGUCCAACGAUUAAUGAUGACACCAAAAAGAGAGAGUUUUCUGCUUUCACAACUUAUGGAGGGAGAAGCUUACAAGAAAAUAAACCUAACUCAACAUCUUUAGGCAUACUAGAAAAUCUACUUGAGAAAUAUUCUGAUAAAGACGUAGCAACAGCAACAUUUUUCCACGUGGAUCCUUUAUGUCAUGAACCAGCAAAAGAUCCUGCAAAAGUGGUUGUGACCAAUGAUUCUGUAACUAAAUCAGACACCAACACUGCCAGAAACCAUACACAUAAAAAAGGCUAUCAAAUCAUAAGUUACAGCAAUAAUAGCCCCGAAAUGCAUAACUUUGGCUCCAGUGAUAGGACUAAUCAAUUGGUCUCUUCAGCUUGUAGCCUUUGUGCUAUCUCUGGAUACCCUCUACAUGCUCACCCACCAAACUUUUUGUAUAUGAACAAUACCACCCAUAUGUUUUCUCCAGCCCAUUUCAACUUGUACACCUACUCUUUCUCGGAUGUGAUACGUUCCAAAUUACAUAGCUCCACAAGCGAUUUUUAUCAUAAACCUGCUGACUUUUCAACUCACCAGUUAGGUGUGGUUUCAAAAAAACACCUUCCUUUAUACCCCAAAGUAUCUUUAAAUGAAUCUUAUAGUCCAACAUCUACAGGCAACAACAGUUAUUCUGCUUAUAGUAUAAUCCGUGGCUUCCGUUCAUUGCCGUACCCAUUGAAGAAAAAAGACGGAAAGAUGCAAUACGAAUGUAAUGUUUGUUGUAAGAUAUUCGGACAGCUGUCCAAUCUCAAGGUUCACCUUCGGACCCACUCGGGUGAACGUCCAUUCACAUGUUCUGUCUGUGGAAAAAGUUUCACUCAACUAGCCCACCUUCAAAAACAUAAUUUGGUCCACACUGGAGAAAAACCACAUCAAUGCAAUGUUUGCAAGAAGCGAUUUAGCAGUACUAGCAACUUAAAAACCCACUUGAGGUUGCACAGUGGUCAGAAGCCGUAUGUGUGUGACUUAUGUCCAGCAAAGUUUACGCAGUUUGUACAUCUUAAGCUCCAUAAGCGACUUCACACUAAUGAGAGGCCAUACACCUGUGCAACGUGUAAUAAAAAGUAUAUAAGCGCUUCUGGACUCAGAACGCAUUGGAAAACUACAUCAUGUCGUCCUAAUCCUGUACAAGAAAGAAUUAUAGAAUUGGAGAAGAACAAAAGCUUAGAUUACUUUUUAACUGAUAGGGACACCAGCAAAGAGCCGCCUUCCACCCCAAAAUCAAUGUUCAUCCAGUUACCUGGACCAGUUAUUGGACUAAGUGGUCAGAUAACCCAAAUUACUGAAACAAAUACAAAGGAAUCAGCAAAGGCAGAGGAGGUUCUUUCUCUAUCUCUUUUGAACGAAUGCUUUGGUGUUCAGCAAGAACCAAAAUUCAAGUCUACCUUCAGCGAGCAGCUGUUGUCUCCAACUGAUGAUCUUUCAAAAAAAAUGUAUAUUUGA
This is a messenger RNA of Limulus polyphemus (Atlantic horseshoe crab), 2247 nucleotides long. RefSeq names its product PR domain zinc finger protein 1-like. NCBI's taxonomy places the organism in Eukaryota, Metazoa, Arthropoda, Merostomata, Xiphosura, Limulidae. Gene Ontology annotation, biological process: cell fate commitment; regulation of transcription by RNA polymerase II. The annotation marks the transcript as partial. Gene Ontology annotation, cellular component: cytoplasm; nucleus. The transcript is spliced from 3 exons. The record is from RefSeq and is a predicted model, not a curated record. Gene Ontology annotation, molecular function: DNA-binding transcription repressor activity, RNA polymerase II-specific; histone deacetylase binding; RNA polymerase II cis-regulatory region sequence-specific DNA binding.